Messenger RNA from Telopea speciosissima, 3063 nucleotides. Its product is annotated as receptor protein kinase TMK1-like. Lineage: Eukaryota; Viridiplantae; Streptophyta; Magnoliopsida; Proteales; Proteaceae. Gene Ontology annotation, molecular function: protein kinase activity; ATP binding; protein binding. The transcript has 2 exons. The record is from RefSeq and is a predicted model, not a curated record. Gene Ontology annotation, biological process: protein phosphorylation. The coding region runs from base 1 to 2868 and encodes 955 amino acids.
AUGGAAGAAAAUCAGAUGAAGCUGUUUCUUAUGGUGACACUCUGCUUUGUUCCUAUGAUUUUUAGUGACACUCAUCUUGGUGAUUUACAGAUUUUGAAUGAUUUUAGGCAAGGGUUGGAUAAUCCGGAACUCCUAAAUUGGCCUUCAGGUGAAAAUGAUCCAUGUGGUUCUUCUUGGCCCCAUGUCUACUGCAGUGGUAACAGGAUUACACAGAUUCAGGUUGCGGAAUUGGGUUUGAAAGGAACUCUACCUUCAACCUUCAACCAGCUCAAAAUGCUAUCCAAUUUAGGGCUUCAAAGGAACCAGUUCAGUGGGGCUUUGCCAUCUUUCAGUGGGCUGUCGGAGCUGAAGUCUGCUUAUUUGGAUUACAAUACCUUCGACACCAUCCCUAAUGAUUUCUUCAACGGUCUCACAAAUCUAAAGGUCAUGGCUUUGGAUGAAAAUCCCUUGAAUGCCACUACUGGAUGGUCCAUUCCCAACGAUCUUAGGGAUUCAGUUCAGCUAACCAAUCUAUCCCUAAUGAGUUGCAAUUUGGUUGGCCCAAUUCCUGAUUUCCUAGGGAAUAUGUCGUCUCUUACAGCCUUGAAGCUUUCCUACAACACUCUCUCUGGUGGGAUUCCUGCAACUUUUAGCCAGUCAUUGUUGCAGAUUCUUUGGCUGAAUGAUCAGAAAGGAAGUAAGUUGUCUGGUCCAAUAGACGUAAUUGCAUCCAUGGUCUCGCUUAAAAUACUAUGGCUACAUGGAAACAGUUUCACGGGGACAAUUCCUACUAAUUUUGGAGACUUGUCAUCUUUGAGUGAUCUCAACCUCAACAAUAACCAGCUUGUGGGUCUAAUUCCUGAGAGCUUGUUGAGUUUGCCACUACAGGCAUUAGAUUUGAGCAACAACAUGCUGAUGGGUCCAAUUCCGAAGUUCAAUCUUGGUAAUGCAUCUUACCUCUCAAACUCAUUUUGUCAAUCCGUUCCUGGGCUUCCUUGUGCACCACAAGUUUCAGCACUUUUAGAUUUCCUUAGCCAUUUGAGUUUCCCUGUAAAGUUGGCUUCUUCUUGGUCUGGUAAUGAUCCUUGUCAGGGAUUAUGGUUAGGACUGAGUUGUGAUUCAAGUUCUCAGGUUUCUGCUAUAAAUUUACGCAGAUUUAACCUUAAUGGAACUUUAAGCCCUGCAGUUGCAAAGCUGGAUUCUUUAACCAUUAUUAAUCUGGGAGAAAACAGUCUAACCGGUGCAAUCCCCUCGAAUUGGACUCAAUUGAAAAAUCUAAAGUCGUUGGAUGUAAGUGGGAACAACAUUGAGCCUCCAGUACCAGUAUUUAGUGGAAGUGUAAAGGUUGUUCUAGACGGUAAUUCUCUACUGAAUUCUAAUAACUCUACAGCCUCUCCACUGCUGUCUAACUCAUCAUCGGGGAGUCAGCAUUCUCCAUCCAGCAACCUGUCUCCGCCUUCUAAUUUGGGUAGUUCAAACCACAAACCUUCUACAUCAUCGGAAGAAUCUAAACCAAGAAGUUCCAAAACAUCUAAAUUACUUGUCAUUGUGGCCCCUGUUGCUUGUUUUGCACUCUUGACUCUUCUGAUACUUCCACUAUCUGUGUACUACUUGAAAAAGAAAAAACGCACCUUUCAGGCACCGAGUUCCUUUGUGGUUCACCCCAGGGACCCAUCUGAUCAAGAAAAUACAGUUAAGAUUGUGGUCUCCAAUAACACAAAUGGAGCCUUAUCUACUCUAACAGAGAGCAGUUCUCAGGGACACAGCAGUGGAAUGGCAGAGUCUCAUGUGAUUGAGGCUGGGAACCUGAUCAUAUCAGUUCAGGUUCUUCGGAAUGUUACCAAGAAUUUUGCUCAGGAAAAUGAGCUGGGGCGUGGUGGUUUUGGGACGGUUUACAAGGGGGAAUUGGAUGAUGGUACGCAAAUAGCGGUUAAGAGGAUGGAGGCCGGCGUGAUUAGCAAUAAAGGCUUGGAUGAAUUUCAGGCUGAAAUUGCUGUUCUUUCAAAAGUCCGACACCGGCAUUUGGUGUCUCUGUUGGGGUAUUCUGUUGAAAGUAAUGAAAGGCUUUUGGUUUACGAGUUUAUGCCUCAAGGGGCAUUGAGCAAGCACCUUUUCCACUGGAAGAGUCUGAAAUUGGAGCCUCUUUCUUGGAAGAGGAGACUAAACAUUGCCUUGGAUGUUGCUAGAGGGAUGGAGUAUCUUCAUGGUCUUGCACACCAGAGCUUUAUACACAGAGAUCUAAAAUCUUCAAAUAUUCUCCUUGGUGAUGAUUAUCGAGCAAAGGUUUCUGAUUUCGGUUUGGUCAAACUGGCUGAUGGAGAUAAAUCAGUGGCGACAAGACUUGCUGGGACGUUCGGAUACCUGGCACCUGAGUAUGCUGUAACGGGUAAGAUCACCACCAAGGUCGACGUCUUCAGCUUUGGAGUGGUGUUGAUGGAACUGUUGACUGGGUUGACGGCACUUGAUGAGGACCGUCCAGAAGAGACCAGAUACUUGGCUGCAUGGUUUUGGCACAUCAAAUCAAGGAAGGAGAAAUUAAUGGCUGCCAUUGAUUCAGCUCUUAAUGUGAAUGAAGAAACGCUUGAAACCAUUUCCAUCAUUGCUGAACUAGCGGGGCAUUGCACUGCAAGGGAUCCCAACCAACGGCCUGAUAUGGGACAUGCUGUCAAUGUGCUGGUUCCACUAGUAGAAAAGUGGAAACCAUUUGAUGAUGAAAGUGAGGAAUAUUCAGGUAUUGAUUACAAUCUGCCCCUUACUCAGAUGGUCAAAGGCUGGCAAGAAGCAGAAGGUAAGGAUUACAGCUGUACGGGCCUUGAUGAUAGCAAGGGAAGUAUUCCCUCAAGGCCCAAUGGCUUUGCAGAGUCGUUCACUUCUGCUGAUGGUCGGUAAUUUGCAGGUUAAUGUCAUUCUUCGUGAUUGAUCUCUUUUGUAGGUGUGGAUUAUUAGUUUAUCUGCUUUAAGAUUUUAAUUUCAGCAGCUUCAGUGGGUUUCUCAUUUAUGGAAGAUUGAGUUUAGGAUAUGCUUAGUAUGCCUCAUUCCUAUUUCUGCAUUUUCUGUUAGUUUUCACUUUCAGUUUCUUUUUAA